This is a messenger RNA of Trichomonas vaginalis G3, 672 nucleotides long. RefSeq lists its product as uncharacterized. The transcript has a single exon. NCBI's taxonomy places the organism in Eukaryota, Parabasalia, Trichomonadida, Trichomonadidae. The coding region runs from base 1 to 672 and encodes 223 amino acids. The record is from RefSeq and is a predicted model, not a curated record.
AUGAGAAGUAAAUCCAUCUUAGCCGGUGCAGUGAAUGUUCCAAUCGAACCGACGUCGAAUGUUGAUUCAAGAACGACAAAUAAUAUUAUAAUCAAAAAUUAUAGUUCUGAGAACUUGAAAGAAAAGGAACCUAUUUCCUAUGGUCCUGUGAAAGAACUUAAGUCGGUUAAUUUAAACACAGCUUCAAACGCAAACGCUAACAGUGAAGUUAAGUUAGAAUAUCCACCUCCAUUAGAACCAAUCAUAUCGCGUGAUGCUCAAGAAGAGCUCAAAGGGUUCUCGGGCUCAUUGAGCCCUAACCCUUAUUCAACUAUUCAAACAAAUCCUUCAGAUAACGUAGACCAUUACCUCCUUAAUUUAUACCAAACAAUAUUACUUAAAGAUGAUAAGAAGCUUUUGAUAAAUCUUAUUAGUAAGAAUCAAAUAAUUUUAACAAAGGAGGAUUUAGAAAAUGUUAUAUCAAGAAUAACAGGGAAACAGUGCGUUAUUGAUUAUCUCGACCCCGAAAUCGAAUGCUGCGGUCAGAUGCCGGUAUUUAUGAAAAUCGGUAGUAUUAGAAUAAUCGAAACACCAGGAACUACAGGAGUUGAGUUUAAGUAUAAAUAUUCAAAUGAAUACACAAAACUUUCAACAGAAUAUAAACUCUGCUUGAAAUAUGUUUUAACGAAUUAA